AUGGCAGACAGUAACUUCGGAGUUGUUGAGAUUCUGAGUAUCCUUUUUAUACAAGGAUCUCAGAACAUGUUGUCAUCACAGAGAUUGGGAGGACAGGAGGCAGGGCUCUACAAGCCGAUUGAGGGACUCCAGGGUCCCUGCAAGUCACCAGACCACGAUCUGGAGCACAGAAAGAAGAUGCCGUGUGUCCAAGCCAUCGGACAGUGCUACCCAGACUACCAAUUCACCCCAGAAACCUUUGAGAAGCUGUACUGCAGUGACAAGUUCCCUUAUGAUGAGAAACUAAAGGACUGGGUUAGGAAGCUGGUGCAUCAGUCUGGAAUUGAAACCAUUCCUUCUUCUAUCAACCCAGAGCAGUUCGAUAAGGAACCUAUUCCUUUUGAUCCCAGCAUCCCCGUGGACGAGCACAACUUGUACAGACGAGCUAAGGACCCCUGGUGUCCGACCACCCACGAGAGAUCCCUCAUCUGGGAGAAAUUCGCUCCCAAACUUACUAUUGGAGCUGCUAAGGAUGUGAUCAGGGAGUGGGGAGGAGAUCCUAUGACUAUAACUCAUGUCAUCACCAACACAAGUUCAGGAACACACAUGCCAGGUCUAGAUCUGGCCGUAGUGGACGCUUUGGGUCUCAAGAACAUCCGACAGAGGAUAUGCGUGGAUAACACCGGGUGUUACGGCUCCUUCUCAGCUCUGACCGUGGCUCAGGCCUUCUGUGCGGCUGAACCGGAUGCUGUGGUGCUGGUGACUUGCACCGAAGUCUGCUCAGUUCACAUUAACAAGCACAGCAGGGACAGAAGUGAAAUUCUGGGUAAUAUCAUUUUUGGAGACGGAGCUACUUCAGCUAUCCUCUCAGCAGGACAGAAGGGAGACUGGCAGAUGUCCCCAAUAAGGAUGGUAACAGCACCCCCCAGUACCCGAGACUACGUUUCUGUAAAGCUGACUGACCAGGGAUACCUGCUCUACCUCAGCAAGUACCUGGCUCCUUGUCUUCACACUGCUGUUAAGCCCAUGUGGAGGGACAUGCUCAAGGACUCUCUAGGAGUCAAGGAUUCUCAUGACUGCGACUGGGCAGUGCACCCCGGAGGUAAAGCUGUUAUCAACGUGUUCCACUCCGAGGAUCUGGAGAUGAACUUGUCCAAAGAAGACCUGGAACCUUCCUGGGAGUCUCUCCGUCACCAUGGUAACCUUGCAGCUCCUUCUAUUCUCCUUGUAGUCAAAGCAGUCCUGGAACGCACUGCUGAGACUGAGAAAGAUAAAGUAUUUGUUAUAGGUUUUGGACCCGGUAUGGUCAUCAAAUACUACGGAUUGACCAGGAAAGAAUAAACCGGCAAUAGUUUCUAUUUCCUGUGAAAACCCGCGGAAUUGUAGCAGGUUGAUCUAGGUAGGUUACCAUGGUAACUAGGUAGGUUACAAUGGUGAUCUAGGUAGGUGAUCUUGGGAGAUGGAUUGAUAUUUUAAAUGGGGGUUUUGGGGGUUUUUAUGGUUCUAUCCGAUGAUUUGGGAGGAUGUUAGAAGUGCUAUCUUCAAUAUUGUAAGGGUUGAUGGUUUAAGAUAUGAGAGGAAAUGUUGUACGAUCCGUGACCGAGAGACUAAACAGUAAAUAGCAAUUAAUAAGUAAUA
Bolinopsis microptera is the source of this 1617-nucleotide messenger RNA. RefSeq lists its product as uncharacterized. Lineage: Eukaryota; Metazoa; Ctenophora; Tentaculata; Lobata; Bolinopsidae. Gene Ontology annotation, molecular function: acyltransferase activity, transferring groups other than amino-acyl groups. The transcript has 7 exons. The record is from RefSeq and is a predicted model, not a curated record. Bases 1 to 1320 code for a protein of 439 amino acids. Gene Ontology annotation, biological process: polyketide biosynthetic process.